This is a messenger RNA of Schistosoma guineensis, 4122 nucleotides long. NCBI's taxonomy places the organism in Eukaryota, Metazoa, Platyhelminthes, Trematoda, Strigeidida, Schistosomatidae. The record is from the annotation of a GenBank genome assembly.
AUGGGUUCUUUCGAUGCAUAUGGUCCGAAUUCGCAAGCCUUAACGUUCUUCGACCCUGAAGAGAAUGAUUUAAUUGGAGGAGAUACACAGGGACCUGAUUAUGACUGUUCUGAUUUCACUCUGCCUUCACAGUCUCAAACACAGGCAUCUCAACUUGACCCUGAUAAAAAUUGCUUCUCUCAGCAGCAUGAUGGGUCCAAUACCAUUGACGUGCUGUCCCAACGUGUUGCUGACUUAGACUUCAAAGAUGAGGACAUAGAUGACUCUAGUGUCGACUUACCAGAGCACGCAUGUGCUUACUGCGGUAUUCAUGACCCUGCUUGUGUAGUAUUUUGUAACACCACGAAGAAGUGGUUUUGCAAUGGUCGAGGCAACACCUCAGGGAGUCAUAUCAUCAAUCAUCUUGUUAGAGCUCGUGCGAAAGAAGUUACUUUGCACAAAGACGGACCUUUAAAAGAUACUCUCUUGGAAUGCUAUGUAUGUGGGUCAAAAAAUGUUUUUCUGCUUGGUUUUGUGCCGGCGAAGUCAGAGUCUGUCGUCGUGCUUCUGUGCCGUAACAUCUGUGCUAAUGCCAACAAAGACAUGUACUGGGAUCCUGCUCAGUGGCAACCGAUAAUUCAAGGACGUCAGUUUCUUGCUUGGCUUGUGAAAGUUCCAAGUGAUGAACAGCAAGCAAAAGCUCGUCAGAUAUCGGCUCAACAAAUAAACCGACUGGAAGAAAUAUGGAAAGAAAAUCCUCAGGCGGCAGUCGAGGAUCUAGAGAAACCCGGUGCAGAUAACGAAGUCAACCCAGUAUUGUUAAGAUAUGAAAAUUCACAGCAGUAUCGAGAUGUAUUCAUACCUUUAGUGGAAUUAGAGGCUGACUACGACAAAAAGAUCAAAGAAUCGCUGAAGUUGGAGAAUGUUUCCGUUCGUUGGGAGACUGCCCUUAACAAACGCCGAGUGGCUUACUUCCGGAUUCCAGGUGCUAACGAAGGCCCAGAACUACGGAUUAUGCAUGGGGAUGAGUUGAUCAUUCGUCAGUUUAACAGUCCAAACGAUUAUUUGGUUGGUGACGGUCAUGUUAUCAAAGUGCCUGACAAUUUCAGUGAUGAAGUUGGUUUGGAAAUGAAGCAAGUCAUUGAUACACCUCUAGAACCUGUGACGUACAAAAUCGAAUUUAAAUGGAAGUCAACUCCAUUCGAUAGAAUGAGACGAGCGAUUUCUGUCGUUACCGACGAACAACACGGUUUAUUACCACCAUAUAUAUUCUACCGAUUGCUUGGCCAAGAAUUAGAUGAUAUGGUGUUAAAGUGCAACUUACCUAAACGCUAUUCUGCACCAGACUUACCGGAGCUAAAUCACAGUCAAGUGUUUGCCGUCAAAACAGUUCUCCAACGUCCACUCAGUCUAAUACAGGGUCCACCCGGAACGGGUAAAACUGUGACGUCUGCAUCAAUAGUUUAUCACUUGAACCAAAUACAUCAAAAAAAGGUAUUGGUUGUAGCUCCUAGCAACACUGCAGUCGACCAGUUGUGCGAAAAGAUUGACCGUACCGGAUUAAAAGUUGUGCGCCUAUGUGCAAGAUCUAGAGAAGCUCUAGCAUCUCCUGUCAGCCGUCUUAUGCUACACAUACAGGCCCAAAAUGUGAAAGGUCAUACUGAACUCCGAAAGUUACAACAACUGAAAGAUGAGACUGGUGAACUGAGUCAGGAUGAUGAUAAACGUUAUCGAGUUCUAAAACGGGAACUUGAACGGGAACUCCUUAUGGCAGCUGAUGUGGUUUGCUGUACAUGUGUAACUGCUGGUGAUGCACGUCUGGAGCGCUUAAGUUUUCAUUCCGUUUUAAUUGAUGAGUCUACCCAGGCUACUGAACCAGAGUGUCUAAUACCAUUAAUGGUAGGUUGUCGCCAGGUUGUUCUAGUUGGUGAUCAUUGUCAAUUGGGACCUGUAAUUACGUGUAAAAAAGCUGCUAGCGCCGGAUUAACUCAGAGUUUGUUUGAGCGAUUUGUUCUGCUGGGUAUUCGACCUAUACGUCUACAGGUCCAGUAUCGUAUGCACCCCGCUCUUUCGGCCUUCCCAAGUAAUGUUUUUUAUGAAGGUAGUUUGCAAAAUGGAGUGACAGCAGAAGAUCGUUGCAAAAAGAUCGAUUUCCCAUGGCCAAAUCCAGACAGGCCUAUGUUUUUCUACUGCACAUCUGGACAGGAAGAAAUAUCCGGUAAUGGUGUAUCAUACCUAAAUCGAACAGAGGCAGCAACAGUUGAAAAAAUCGUCACAAAGAUGCUGAAAAUAGGUGUUCAUCCGAAUACUAUCGGAGUAAUCACACCUUAUGAGGGACAACGUGCAUACUUAGCACAUUAUCUUCAUUAUUCUGGUUCCUUAAAUGCCAAAUUGUACCAAGAAAUCGAAAUCGCUAGCGUGGAUGCCUUCCAGGGGCGAGAAAAGGAUUAUAUCAUCUUGUCCUGUGUCCGAGCAAAUGAAAAUCAAGGUAUUGGUUUUCUCAAUGAUCCACGCCGUUUGAAUGUUGCUCUCACUCGUGCUCGUUACGGAUUAAUAGUAGUUGGAAAUCCAAAGGCUCUGUGCAAGCAACCACUUUGGAACCAGCUGCUACACUUUUAUCGUGAUCAGCAUUUACUCGUGGAGGGACCCUUAAACAAUCUAGGUGAAUACAUGUUACAGUUUCCUAGACCCAAAGUUCCGUACACUUUCAAACCUGGUGGGCAUUAUCUAGCGCAACUAUCCGCAAAUCCCGCAUUAUUAAAUAGCAGUCAGUUAAAUGGGCAAUUGAAUACACACCCCGGAAAUCAAUUUAAUUAUCUUUCUCAUGUUUCAAAUCCGUCUCAACCAUGUUUUGAUAAUCCUAAUGGACCAACAGCCUUAGUAGCAGCUAUGGCGGCAGCGGCUGCUGCGGCUUACUUUGGAGGAUCUGGUUCAAAUACGCGCCCGAAUGUCUCAACCUUAGGAUUACAUGGGUCGUCAGCACUCAACCAACCUGGAGCAAGCCAUGCUGCAGCUUAUGCUGUUGCGGCUGCUGCAGCUGCUCAACAUCAAUCAAGUCAACCGUAUUCUAGUCAAACAAAUGGUAGUUCUCAUAGUAUGCAUCAACUAUUAAACCAGUCAUUAUUCGACCAGGUUGGGUAUAUAGGACCAAAUCGACAAUAUGCAGAAGCCAACGCUAGUUCAAAUCUUCCUAUGCCACUCAGCAUGUUGAUGCCUGCUGGUCGAAUAUCGAAUCCUACCAACGCAGCAAAUCCGUUUGCCUCUUCUGGUCAUUUUGGCAAUGGGAAAUAUGGCACCAACCUUGGGGCAGCUGCGCCACUUGGUAGAUCAAUACAAGCUUUGGGUCCACUAAACGUGCAUCCCAACUACUCACAACUAAAUACGGGAAGUACGAGAGCACCCGGCGGUCCUCUUCCUGGAAAUAACGUGGUUGGUUCUGCAGCUCCUCGGUAUCUUGGAAAUGCACGUCGAAAUGUACAAGCUAGUUCACAAAAUGCUUCGGUUGGCGCUUCAAAGUCACGUCAAAUUGAUGGGCCCAGUAGUCUGACCAACACUUCUGUGGAACGCGGUAAUACUAAUACUUCCAACUCAGGUGCUGGUCUACUUUCUCAGCCUGGUUUGUCAGAAUUUUCUGGAACUCAAGGCACAUCUGGUCUUAGUAACAUGGGUGUAUUCAGUAGUCAGUCGCGUAAUUCAGGACUUUCCGGUUUAUCUCAGGAGAGCACUUCGUUGGACUUUCGUCUUGGUCAGGGUACCAGUCAAAUGGACAACUUGCUUCUUUCUCAAGAUUCUACAUUUCAAGGUGCAACUGUACCUGUGAGCAAAGUAAAUUCACAAAGGGGAUCAAAUUUGUUCGCUACCGGAAGCGAGGAUCAUACCAACAUAAAUUUCGAUUCUGGUCUGGUUAAUGGGACCGAUUUAGAAAAUAUUGGUGUUUCUCAAAACGCAGUCAGCUGUGCGAGCAGUGGUGCACCGCUCUCGCAGUUUUAGGGAUCUCAUCCGGCUUAACUUUGGGCCGCGUAUCAAUGAUCAUCAACGAACAUAUAGUUUCUCAAGGGUGUCUGUCUACAGACAUCUGCAGCGACGACGGAAUAAAUCGAUUAUUCGGAGUGCAUCACUUGGAAGUACAAAAAAUUAAAAAAC